Emericellopsis atlantica is the source of this 816-nucleotide messenger RNA. RefSeq lists its product as uncharacterized. The record is from RefSeq and is a predicted model, not a curated record. The coding region runs from base 1 to 816 and encodes 271 amino acids. The transcript has a single exon. NCBI's taxonomy places the organism in Eukaryota, Fungi, Ascomycota, Sordariomycetes, Hypocreales, Bionectriaceae.
AUGCGGCCCUUUGCCGUGCCCUCGCGGCUCGCCCUGUCUCGGCCGAUCACACAAAUCAAUUACCAUCACUUCCAUCAUCGACUUCAUUCUGCUCAUCGCCUCUACUGGCCGCCCCACGCCCACCGUGUGCCUACAGCACGCCAUUCGUUCAGCAACAGCUCCUUCGCGGCAGCGCAUAAUUAUCCAACCUCCCGAUUUUCACUGCGGGAUGUCCCCAAAGAGCAGCUGGAAGACCGCACAGGGGCAUGGUGGGACAGGAUUUCGGCCGCCGCCAGAAUCUCCCUCGAUGGAGAUGAAAAAUGGGGAUGGGUCGCGUACCGCUGCGCCUACGCCCCAGAGCUCGAUGCUCGCUGGGAGACUACCAAGCGGCGUAUAUUACAAAAUCUACGUAAGUCGAUUGCUAGGUCUGACGCGCCCUCUAUUGUCAACACUAUGGACUUUAUCUUCGUGGAAGACCCUGCCCUCGAGGGCGCCACGAAUGAUCAGCUAAGAGCGCGCUUCCAGACGUGGGCGCACGCAAACUGUGCAGAGACGUACCAUAAGGGGAUCGACACGACACGAGGCUCACGGUAUGAGUACUUUCUUAAAGUCGACGGCGAUCUGUUGCGUGAAGGCAACGUUGGUCUCGUCCAGGGCUGGCCACUUGAACCGUAUUACGAAGGCCACCCCGAGGAGGAGGAAGAGAUGGACCCCGAGGAUUGGUUCAAGGUCCGGGACGACGAAAUCACGACGAAUCUCUACGACAGCCUGCAUGAUCACGAGCACUAUUAUAUACUGUAUCGAUCGCCGGAGUAUCGGCCGGCUUAUAUUCGCUAG